This is a messenger RNA of Colius striatus (speckled mousebird), 6201 nucleotides long. It is a transcript of the gene SLC35G1, whose product is annotated as solute carrier family 35 member G1. NCBI's taxonomy places the organism in Eukaryota, Metazoa, Chordata, Aves, Coliiformes, Coliidae. The coding region runs from base 1 to 1710 and encodes 569 amino acids. Gene Ontology annotation, biological process: calcium ion export across plasma membrane; regulation of cytosolic calcium ion concentration. Gene Ontology annotation, cellular component: plasma membrane; endoplasmic reticulum membrane. The transcript has 5 exons. The record is from RefSeq and is a predicted model, not a curated record.
AUGAACAGUGAAAAACAUUUCGAAGAUACCGGCAACGCGCUCGCGCCACGCAACAACGCCACUCAAGUUUUGCGUCACCGUUUUCCAGAGUUUUAUUCCCGUGCAGGCGCCUCGGCUUGUGCUCCCCGCCUUCCCCCGCGCCUCACGGCAGCCGGCGGGACCCGGCUCCGCUCCGGCGCGAUGCGAGCUCCCCCUCCCGAGACACCGCCGCCUCGCUGCUCCCUGCCGAGCCCCGGUGCAGCCCAGGCCCCUCGCCCGGGCGCAGCUCCUCGCUCUCAGGGGGGCCACGGCGGGCUGCGGGGACGCGGGGGAGAGCUGGGCAGCGCGCUGGCUCCCAUGCCGGGACGGGCGCUGAGCUCCUGCCGAGCGCGUGGCCCGGCCCGGGGCGGUGGUGAAGCUGCGACUCGAUAUAGCCUUCCCCCACCCCGGAGCGCUGUGCGCUCCCGGGGCGGGGGAAAGGAGGGAGCCGGGCAGCGCUGGGCGGUGGCACCGCAUGCGCAGGAGGCCAGGUGUCGGCUUGAGAGGCGCCGGGAGCAUCGCGGGCAGCCCGCCGUCCUCAUGGUGCUGUGUCAGGGCGGUGAGGCCGCCGCCGCCGCUCCGGCAGCGGGCGGGAAGGAGGCGGCGGUGCCGCUGAGCCGGGAGGACGGUGCGGGUACGGGACAACCUUGCCCAUGCCCAGCGCCCGGCACGGAGGCGACGGGCGCCGAAGAGCGCCGCGUUUGUGGCUGCUGCUCGGGCUCGUCCUGGCCGUGCUGCUACAAGGCACCCGGAGCAAAGAAGAAAGCUGAGUGUCCAGGACUUGGUCUGUUUUAUACUGUACUGGCUGCCUUCCUUUUCUCAGUGGCCUCUUUAUUUCUUAAAAAAAUAGAAGAUGUACAUUCAGUGGAAGUGAGUGCAAUUCGAUGUGUUUUGCAAAUGGCAUUUGUUCUUCCUGGUUUAAUAUACUACAAAACAGGAUUUUUGGGACCAAAGGGUAAAAGAAUGUUUCUUUUCUUCCGAGGAUUCCUUGGCUCCUGCGCAAUGGUUCUUCUCUACUAUGCUUUCCAAGUCAUGCCACUGGCUGAUGCCACUGUUAUAACUUUUACUGGUCCUGUUUUUACAUCAUUGCUGGCAUGGAUCUUUCUCAAAGAGAAAUACAGUGCUUGGGAUCUUCUAUUUACCCUCUUUGCAAUCACUGGAGUGGUUCUGAUUGCCAGACCACCGUUUCUGUUUGGGUCACACGUCACUGGGAUUGAGGGAAGUUACACAGAUCACAUUAAAGGGACUAUAGCAGCAAUUGCAAGCACAGUAUCUGUAGCUUCAACUAUUGUUAUAAUAAGGAAAGUGGGAAAAUCUGUGCAUUAUUUUUUGUCAAUUUGGUAUUAUGCAGUCAUUGGUUUAAUUGGAUGUGUUAUAGCACUGUUUGUUAUGAAUGAAUGGCGUUUACCAUAUUGUGGCAAAGACAGGGUUCUUCUUAUAUCAAUAGGCUUGUUAGGGUUAGGGGGUCAGAUAUUACUCACAAAAGCAUUGCAGAUAGAGAAAGCUGGACCUGUAGCCAUGAUGAGAACAAUGGAUGUGGUGUUUGCUUUUAUUUUACAAAUUAUUUUUCUCAAUCAUAUACCGACAUGGUGGACUGUGGGUGGUGCCCUUUGUGUAGUAGCAAGUAGUUGUGGAACUGCCAUUCGCAAGUGGCGACAAAGCCUGAAAAAAGCCAAGCAAAAUGAAAUCUAAGGACACAGACACUAAUUCCUUGCAGAUAAAACUGAUCUUGAGAUAUACAUAAAAUAUUUAUUUUUUAUUUAUUUUAUCUCAUUUACCAAAUUGUAGUACCAAGUUAUAGCCAAUAAAGUAAGUUGAUUUAUAAAAAGAACCCCAAAUUGAAUAUGUUUUGAGAACUGAUUAGGUAUAUGCUUUUUUUCUUAUAUUUAGGCAUGCAAAUAGGAGAAGUAGAGAUAUAUUUAAAAGUUGCUUGUUUUCCUGUCAAAAGUGGACAACCUAAAAUUCCUGAUUCUCUACUUCUUAGACCUGUUCUUCAUUCUUCUGAACAGUGGGAAUGGGUCUGCUAGGCUUAUUUAACACUAUUCUGUGCUUAAUUACCAGAGUGAUUGCAGUACAAAAGUUAGAAAAGAAUGAAGAUCUUAUCAACAUUCAACUUCUAUAGAAUAGAUAAAACUUGCAGACUACAAGACUUUUUUUUUUCUCCAAAACAGAUGCCAAAUGGGGAUUUAUUUUUAAUUUGGAUUCUAAAAGAACAAAGGCUGUUUCAUCUUUCCAAAUUAUAUGAACAGAGGAUUAACUUGUGAAAGAUAUCUAUUGGCUUUAUGUCCUCUUAAAAAGAAUUUAAAACGUUUGUACCCACUUUACAGACAUAAUGAAAUAACUUAAUCCCUUUUUUUUUUUAAUGUGGGGUUUUUUUUUCCCAAUCAACAUAUCUUUUGGUGCUGCAAUCUCAGUGAUGAGACACAAGAGUUAAUUGUAUACCACUCAUAAAUUAGCCAUUUCUUGUGGUAUGGAAUGUUAUGCUGUAGCUGCACUUUCCUUUAUUCUAUGCAAAAUAUUAUAUUUUUUUAGGUAUUUAAUAGAGGUUAUUUUAAAUGCUACUUAUGAUCCAUCUGUUGAGAUUCUUUUGUAAAAGAAUUCUUUAUGAGACCAAGUUUAAGUUUUGACCGUCAUAAAGCUGGGCAAAUGCUUUACUGUAAAUCUUCCUAUUUACUAAGAAUUUACAGAAGUACAGAGUAAUUGCAAUUUCACAGUAAAUGCUGGUUGGUCAAGGAAUAGCAGAGAUUCUACAGAACAAGUAGGGAGGGUGAAGCUAUAUGUACAUAUCUCAUGACGUGCUGGCAUCCACACUACAUCACGCAGUGCUAGUGGGCAGUUUCAGCCUCAUUUCUACAGCUGGCCUUUUCAAAUCUGCACUUAGUCACCUCUCAUACACAUCCUCUCACUUUUAUAGGCUCUAUCUUGAUAGCAACAAGGCUUGGGUUAUUGAUUUUAAUAUCUUUCCUGUUUGAGGAGCACUAUAUGUUUAGUAUUGGGCAGGGGGAUUUUCCCGAAUGGAGUCGUGUGUAUUUUUAGGUCUAGUCUCAGAAGUGGUUAAAGAAAAUUUUGACUUGAAUCUUUAUUUGAUUUGUCGUAUCAUGAGGUGGUUUUCAGUUAUUUACUCACUAUAGUGUUUUUUCUAAAGGAGUCUACAGCAUUCUGUGGACUCCGUAUGUGUGGGGGGAUUUUUCCAAAUCACUAAAGAUUGUGUAUGUUUUACUAUUUUGAUUUACAGAUUUCUAGUCACGUAUAUUUUCUUUUGCCAAUAAGCAUUGCAUUAUGGCAGGUCAGAUUUAGGGACUUGAGUCCCAAAGGACUGGAAUGUAUAUACUACUUUGGGAUGCAUCUGGAUGUGAAGAGCCAUGUUUGUGCAAGAUUCUGUACAUUCAGCACUCUGAAUGCAUACACAUUUAUGGACACAAGCAGAUUUCACCGGAGUGGUAAAUCAGACCCUGCUUAUAGUUGUCCAUUCUCUGCUUUUCCUGAAGGCUGAAGUUCAGCUGCUGCUGACAAAGUCAGGAGUAGUAUGAAACUGCUUUCACAUAUCUUUACAGCCUGAUAUAAUAAUAAAAUCCCAGUUUGACACUCAUUUUGCUUAAUACUUGAAAUUGUAAACUGGAAUUGUUUGUUCUUCUGUUCAGCCAUCAUUGCCAUUGAGCAACAGCUUUCAGGGCAUGGAAGAAAAAUAGAAUGCAUUUUUUACUUCAUGCUCAAUAUGCACACAUCUGAAUUAACUUGCAAAGGUGUGGUUCCAAAGCAGUUCAUACUGAUGUAAAUUUGGAAUGUCAGCUAGUCCUGCUCCCUCCCAUUGGCUUAGUGGUCAUGCUUAUAUGGUUGUGUGGUGAGCUUGCCCUGGGAGCUGAUCCAGCAGUGUAACUCUUUUAGUAAGGUUGUUGGAAAAGGCAAAACCAAAGUAGCCUGAACUUGAUGACAGCAUGAAAACAUUAGGAAGGGGAAUUAGAUAAUAGUUUAAAUUACAGUAUAUGAGUGCUGUUUUGUCAGUAUAGAGUAAAAAUAAUGUGGAGGUUUAUAUCGAAAGAUCUGUAGAUGAAAUUAUUUCAGUGAACAGACCACUGAAGAAUGGACUGUCUUCUUGCCCUUAAGUGUAGAAAAUAAGCUGACCUGAAACCAACAACUUGAAACAGUGAUUGGUAAUUUUUAUCUCAUGUUCUUGCAGAAACUCCUUUGAUAUAUUUCCAUACCUGUAGUGCCAAAACUCCCAGAUGGUUGUUUUUUUCUUUCUGAGAACCUAUAGGGUUUUGUUAUGGCUCUGUCUACUUCUUUUGCUGUUCCUAAACCUUCCUAAAUACUUAAGUUGCUAAUAACCUAAACAAGAUCCUAUGUUUGACAACAUUGUAUUUUUUGGAACACUAUUUUGAUUUUGAUCCAUCUGUUAGAGAAUUGUUUACCUGUGGUGAGAAAGAAGGACUCUGACUACGGCUUCUCUAGUCCUAAAGCAUGACAAGCUAGCUUCUGUAACUAGCUUUUCUAGAUGAUUUUGAGAAUGGAAGACUUUUAAGCUUUAAGUUUUUUCAACCACCUCAAUUGUAAAAGGAAUUUCUUCCUCCAAUAUAGACUUGGAAGCCUUAAAGAUAAUGAAAUCUUACUGAAGUAUGGAUACCCUAAAAUGUUGUUAGGGUUUUUUUUUGUAAUUGAAAAUAUUUCUUAGAGUUCCUGUUAAGAUGGUCAAACUUCUUUCUUCUAGAGCUUAAGAGUUUGAGAUUCUGAAAUGAAACUGGCUGAGCCUUGAUUCUUUCAGAUUCUGUUUUUUCCUUUCCUUUUUUUCCCUUCUCCUUGAACAGUUUUUUACUGUCAAAAUAUUUUUUAGCUUAAACUUCAAUACAGCAAGUUUCUCAGGGUCAAAUGCUAUUUUUUCUGAGCUUUGAGUCGAAUGUGUUAUUGAUGUUCAUCACGUGUAGGGUUUUUGUGAUAUUUACAGUGGGUUUAAGUUCUAUAAAUGUAAGUUUCUAAUAGGAAGUUCAUCCUUUGUAAUAUGGUGGACUAUUGUUGCAUUGUAAUUGCUGUACUAUAAAGUUAAGUGUCUCUUGAAUUUCAACAUGUUAAUUCAAUGUACCGAUUUUGGUGGAUCUUGAAUAGAAAGAGAAAUAAUUGGUUGUUUUGCACAUAAACACAGGGUAAAAAGGUAUAGUUGGUACUGAUGCAUCACAAAUGUGUUUCUUAUGUUCUUUACUAUGCAAAACACUAAUCAUCUGUUGUCAUCAGUGGGACUUCUAUCACCUUAAAGCCUUAUGUACCCAACUCUUCUACAGAAAGUUGAUGCCUGAAAAAGCUAUAUACUGUCACUGUGCAGCAGACAAUUUCUUUCAGGUUAAGUUGGUUGUCAAAGUAUGUUCUAAAAGCUCUCUAAAUGCAUCUACACUAAGAAUUUGACAAUUGCAGUCUACAAGAUAAAAGUGGAUUUCCUGUAUUUGUCUUAACACCAGGCAUGAAGUAACCUCAGUAUAACAGCACUGGUGAAAUAACUAGUUUCAUGUAUAAUUUUUCUUCUGAAACCUGAAACUAGGCUCUUUCCCAGUUCCAAAAACUGUUCCAAGAUAGCUUUUCCUGUCAGUUGAUAAUGGCAAGAUGGGUAAUACAACCUUGAUCAUCAUUUAGUAUAAACACUUGCCCCUUGCAGUAUUUUCUUUAUUUUGUUGAAGAGCUGCCUGUUGGAAGAAAGGUUAUUUCUUGAGAGGCAGCCUCUUGAAAAGUUGUGUCCUUGAUAACUAGCAGUAGUUAACCAGAAAGAAUCUAUUUUCUAAUUCUCUAACUGUGGUAGGCUCAUCUGUGGCAUCAGUCCCACAAGGGUAGUAGAAACAUGAUCUCUGUUCCUGCUUGGAUUCAGAGUUGGCAAUACUGACAGCAGUUGUGCAACACUGGCUUCAGCAGGAUGUUAAAAUUACCAACAGAAUGGUCAUAAUUGCCUGUCCAUCCAAAGAAAAGUUGUGGCUUUACGUUCCUGCAGAUGCAGGUUAACUUCAGGGUAGAAGAUACAUAGACUUCUAUGGUGAUAACAUUUCUGUCUAUCAGAAUGAGUAAUUUCUUAUGUUAUGUGAGUUACUGUUUGACAAAAAAAGGGGGUGAAAAUACCUCCAUCAUUAAUUAAAGGAUUUUUACUGUGUCAUAUAUAUUGUUAAAUGAAUGUUCAAUAAUAUGCUUUGUAGAAGUUACUGGCUUUGUAAU